AUGCCCAAAUCCAAAAAAGAUCAAUCCAAAACCUCCUCCCAGCCAUCUCAAUCCCAUCAAUCCAAACCAAACUGGCCCCUCCUCCGUCCCCUCAUCCCCCCCUCCUCCCUCUACCUGGAUCCCACCCUCCCGGACCAAAUCUACACCAUCCGCAACUUCCUCACCGCCACCCUGUGCAAGAACUACGUUUCCUUCCUCGCGUCUCUCCCGCUGAUCACCACGCCCGGGAAGCCGAAAAAGGGCGACGCUGUGCGCGUCAAUGAUCGGUUUCAGAUCGAGGAUGCCACCUUUGCGGAGAUGUUGUGGUCGUCGACGGCGUUGAGGGAGUUGGUUACGCAGGGCGAGGAGGGAGAUGUUUGGGGCGGGGAGCCAGUUGGGUUGAAUUCGAAUAUUAGGGUGUAUCGGUAUUCGAAGGGGCAGUUUUUUGCGAAGCAUUAUGAUGAUUCCAAUGCUUUGACUUUUAAACCGCCUCAGUCAAACCCCAUGCCAGCAAGGACGACUUGGACUCUUCUCAUCUAUCUCACUACCUGCGGCGGCGGAGAAACCGUCUUCUAUCAAGAUCCUACCCGGGAGAACCGGAAUCCAGAGCCCAUCUCUGUAGCCCCAGAGAUAGGCAUGGCCCUACUGCAUCGGCAUGGAGAGAGGUGUUUGAUGCAUGAAGGAAUGGAAGUGACCGAGGGAGAGAAAUGGGUGCUGAGGAGUGACUUGGUGGUUAAACGGUAG
Aspergillus wentii DTO 134E9 is the source of this 723-nucleotide messenger RNA. RefSeq lists its product as uncharacterized. Gene Ontology annotation, molecular function: procollagen-proline 4-dioxygenase activity; iron ion binding; L-ascorbic acid binding. Gene Ontology annotation, cellular component: endoplasmic reticulum. The record is from RefSeq and is a predicted model, not a curated record. Bases 1 to 723 code for a protein of 240 amino acids. Gene Ontology annotation, biological process: peptidyl-proline hydroxylation to 4-hydroxy-L-proline. NCBI's taxonomy places the organism in Eukaryota, Fungi, Ascomycota, Eurotiomycetes, Eurotiales, Aspergillaceae. The transcript has 2 exons.